This is a messenger RNA of Eleginops maclovinus (Patagonian blennie), 8439 nucleotides long. RefSeq names its product lethal(3)malignant brain tumor-like protein 4. The transcript has 17 exons. Gene Ontology annotation, biological process: negative regulation of DNA-templated transcription. Gene Ontology annotation, cellular component: nucleus. Gene Ontology annotation, molecular function: histone binding; chromatin binding; zinc ion binding. NCBI's taxonomy places the organism in Eukaryota, Metazoa, Chordata, Actinopteri, Perciformes, Eleginopidae. The record is from RefSeq and is a predicted model, not a curated record. The coding region runs from base 152 to 2533 and encodes 793 amino acids.
UGAUAAUGCUGUGUGUGUGUGUGUGUGUGUGUGUGUGUGUGUGUGUGUGUGUGUGUGUGUGUGUGUGUGUGUGUGUGUGUGUGUGUGUGUGUGUGUGUGUGUGUGUGUUUGGGACUGUGUUUCUUGUCUCCUCAGAGAACACAUUUAGAAAAUGAAGAACAGAGUCAGCAGCACUCAGGUGAGUCUGAAGAGGCGCUCCUGGUCUUGGCAGCAGUAUCUGAACGAACAGGAAACUGAAGCUGCUCCUCUGAGUCUGUUUACACAGUCUCAGUUAGGCCCCAGUCGGAGGACUGGUUUCAGAGUUGGGAUGAAGCUGGAAGGGGUCGACCCACUGCACCCCUCCAUGAUGUGUGUGCUGAGCGUGGCAGAGGUGAUUGGCUGUCGGCUCCGUCUCCAUUUCGAUGGAUACUCCGAGUGCUAUGACUUCUGGGUAAACGCUGACUCGGCGCUGAUCAGACCUGCAGGCUGGUGUAGAGCGAGCAGCCACAGACUCCACCCCCCCAAAGGACACAGUGAGACAGACUUUGAUUGGCAGCUCUACCUUCAGUCCACAGGCUCUCAUGCUGCACCCCCCAGCCUAUUCACCUGUCGCACUGAAGUGUGUCCCCUCAGGGUUGGGGUGCGGUUGGAGGCUGUGGACAGGAAGAACCCCCCCCUGGUCUGUGUGGCGUCGGUCUCUGAUGUCAUCGAUGACCACUUCCUGGUUCACUUCGACAACUGGGACGACUCGUACGACUACUGGUGUGUCAGCAGCAGUCCCUACAUCCAUCCUGUGGGCUGGUGUGAAGAGCAGGGAGUCCCUCUGACUGCUCCUCAGGGUCACCCUGACCCGGAGCACUUCCUUUGGGAGGAUUACCUACAGGAGACCCAAUCAUCUGCUGCUCCUAAGGAGGCCUUCAUACAGAGAGCUCCUCAUGGUUUCCGGUUGAACCAGCAGCUGGAGGCAGUAGACCGGAGGAACCCCAGGCUGAUCCGCGUUGCCACAGUAACCGACACAGAGGACCACAGGGUGAAGGUGCAUUAUGAUGGCUGGUCGCAGCAGUUUGAUGUUUGGAGCGACAGCGACCACUGUGACCUGCAUCCUGUCGGCUGGUGUCAGCGCACCGGACACCCUCUGGAGGCCCCCCCAGGCUCCUCCCCCGUGUCCUCCCCCUCUCAGGGAGUCUGUCCCACUCCAGGCUGCAGAGGAGUCGGACACAUUAAAGGACCCAAAUACACCGGACACCACAGUGCUUUCGGCUGCCCGUACUCAGACAUUAAUGUGAGGAAGGAGCUGCUGCUCCCUGAUAGGCUUGGAGCACCUGUCAAUCAGACACACAGUGUCCAGGUGAAGGCGGAGCUGCGAGACGAGACGCUGCUGCUGCCUCUGGGGAAGAGAAGAAAACACACAGAAAGAUGUUCCCAACCAACCAAGUUGCUCUGUGUGAAACAGGAGGAGGAGGAGCUUCCCAUCAGAGCAGGAGGCCCAGGCUCCAGUCUGCAGGCCGUCCUCCACCAGUCUGUCUUCUUGUCGGCCCUGUCAGCUCAGCCCGGCAGAGACUUGUCUCUAUGCUGGGAGCAACAACAGAAAUUGCUGCCUGCCGUCAGCCGGGUCUCACCCUCCACCGUCCAGAGGUGGACCAUCCAGCAGGUCUCAGAGUUUGUAGAGUCCCUCCCCGGGUGUGAGGAUCAGGCCAAUCAGUUCAGAGACGAGCAAAUCGAUGGGCGGGCCUUCCUGCUGCUCACCCAACAGGACCUCAUCAGGAUCAUGUCAAUCAAACUCGGUCCCGCCCUCAAGAUCUACAACUCAAUCCUGAUGUUCAAACACGCUGAGGACCAAUCACAUGCCGGGGACCAAUCACACACUGAAUACCAAUCACAUGCAGGAGACCAAUCACAUGCCGGGGACCAAUCACACACUGAAUACCAAUCACAUGCAGGAGACCAAUCACAUGCAGGGGACCAAUCACAUGCCGGGGACCAAUCAAACACUGAGGACCAAUCACAUGUAGGAGACCAAUCACAUGCCGGGGACCAAUCAAACACUGAGGACCAAUCACAUGUAGGAGACCAAUCACAUGCCGGGGACCAAUCAAACACUGAGGACCAAUCACAUGCCGGGGACCAAUCACACACUGAAGACCAAUCACAUGUAGGAGACCAAUCCCAUGCCGGGGACCAAUCACAUGCCGGGGACCAAUCAAACACUGAGGACCAAUCACACGCUGAGGACCAAUCACAUGCCGAGGACCAAUCACACGAUGAGGACCAAUCACAUGCUGAGGACCAAUCACACGCUGAGGACCGAUCACACACUGAGGACCGAUCACACACUGAGGACCAAUCACACACUGAGGACCAAUCACACAAUGAGGACCGAUCACACGAUGAGGACCAAUCACACGAUGAGGACCAAUCACAUGCUGAGGACCAAUCACAUGCUGAGGACCAAUCACACGCUGAGGACCGAUCACACGCUGAGGACCGAUCACACAAUGCGGACCGAUCACACGCUAAAGACCAAUCACAAUCGCAGGAGCCAUUCACACAUUGAAGACAGGAGCCUUUCACAUGCUGAGAACCAAUCAAAUGGCAACGACAGGAACCAAUCACACGUUGAAGACAGGAGCCAGUAACACGCUGAGGAAACUCUUGUUCUGUGGGAGGAGCCUCAUUUGCUAUCUAAUCAUCAAUCAGAUUAAAUAAUGAUGUCACACCUGUAGUCUCAGGUCAUGUUUUGUGAUAAAAAGGAAACCCUGGACAGUACCUGAGCUCCAGUUCAGGCCCCGCCUCUUUGUGGGUGCGAGGCUUACACCAGUGAGACUGAUGCAGUUAGACAGCUCGUGAGUGUCUAUUAAAUCUGGAUAAAGUUUUUACACAUUUCCGUCAAAAAAACUCAGAUCUCAGGUGUGAACGAGACUCGAGACACUGAUGAAUAAGAACUCGUUAAUAAGCAGACGCUGUAAUAACAGUAAUAACACCCUCAGGAUAUCUCACACACUGUGUGAUGAACAUCAUCAAAGUCCCGUCUCCUGUGCUGUGAUGGGUCUGAUCGUGUUUUUAAGAGUUUAUAUUUAUAGUUUUAUUCUCUAUAUGCAGAGUCUGUAUCUACUGCGUCUAUAUUUCAGUUGAUAUAAAAUCAUAUAUAUAUUUGUGUUUCUGCCCCAUCUUUUCAGAGAGGACUCAAACUGCUGACUGAUGUUUAGGACUCAAACUGCUGACUGAUGUUUAGGACUCAAACUGCUGACUCAUGUUUAGGACUCAAACUCCUGACUCAUGUUUAAGACUCCAACUCCUGACUCAUGUUCAAAACUCAAACUCCUGACUCAUGUUUAGGACUCAAACUCCUGAAUCAUGUUUAAAACUCAAACUCCUGACUCAUGUUUAAAACUCAAACUCCUGACUCAUGUUUAGGACUCAAACUCCUGAAUCAUGUUUAAAACUCAAACUCCUGACUCAUGUUUAAAACUCAAACUCCUGACUCAUGUUUAGGACUCAAACUCCUGACUCAUGUUUAAGACUCCAACUCCUGACUCAUGUUUAAGACUCAAACUCCUGACUCAUGUUUAAGACUCAAACUCCUGACUCAUGUUUAAGACUCCAACUCCUGAAUCAUGUUUAAAACUCAAACUCCUGACUCAUGUUUAAGACUCAUACUGCUGACUCAUGUUUAAGACUCCAACUCCUGAAUCAUGUUUAAAACUCAAACUCCUGACUCAUGUUUAAGACUCAUACUGCUGACUCAUGUUUAAGACUCAUACUGCUGACUCAUGUUUAAGACUCAAACCCCUGACUCAUGUUUAAGACUCCAACUCCUGAAUCAUGUUUAAAACUCAAACUCCUGACUCAUGUUUAAGACUCAUACUGCUGACUCAUGUUUAAGACUCAUACUGCUGACUCAUGUUUAAGACUCAAACCCCUGACUCAUGUUUAAGACUCAAACUCCUGACUCAUGUUUAAGACUCAUACUCCUGACUCAUGUUUAAGACUCAAACUCCUGACUCAUGUUUAAGACUCAAACUCCUGACUCAUGUUUAAGACUCAAACCCCUGACUCAUGUUUAAGACUCAAACUCCUGACUCAUGUUUAAGACUCAUACUCCUGACUCAUGUUUAAGACUCAAACUCCUGACUCAUGUUUAAGACUCAUACUCCUGACUCAUGUUUAAGACUCAAACUGCUGACUCAUGUUUAAGACUCAAACUCCUGACUCAUGUUUAAGACUCAAACUCCUGACUCAUGUUUAAGACUCCAACUCCUGAAUCAUGUUUAAAACUCAAACUCCUGACUCAUGUUUAAGACUCAUACUGCUGACUCAUGUUUAAGACUCAUACUGCUGACUCAUGUUUAAGACUCAAACCCCUGACUCAUGUUUAAGACUCAAACUCCUGACUCAUGUUUAAGACUCAUACUGCUGACUCAUGUUUAAGACUCAAACCCCUGACUCAUGUUUAAGACUCAAACCCCUGACUCAUGUUUAAGACUCAAACUCCUGACUCAUGUUUAAGACUCAUACUGCUGACUCAUGUUUAAGACUCAAACCCCUGACUCAUGUUUAAGACUCAAACCCCUGACUCAUGUUUAAGACUCAAACUCCUGACUCAUGUUUAAGACUCAUACUGCUGACUCAUGUUUAAGACUCAUACUGCUGACUCAUGUUUAAGACUCAAACUGCUGACUCAUGUUUAAGACUCAUACUGCUGACUCAUGUUUAAGACUCAAACUCCUGACUCAUGUUUAAGACUCAAACUGCUGACUCAUGUUUAAGACUCAUACUGCUGACUCAUGUUUAAGACUCAUACUGCUGACUCAUGUUUAAAACUCAAACUCCUGAAUCAUGUUUAAGACUCAAACUGCUGAAUCAUGUUUAAGACUCAAACUGCUGACUCAUGUUUAAGACUCAAACUCCUGACUCUUAUGACUCAUGUUUAAGACUCAAACUCCUGACUCAUGUUUAAGUUAAGACUCAAUCUCCUGACUCAUGUUUAAGACUCAAACUCCUGGACUCAUGUUUAAGACUCAGACUGCUGACUCAUGUUUAAGACUCAAACUCCUGGACUCAUGUUUAAGACUCAGACUGCUGACUCAUGUUUAAGACUCAAACUCCUGACUCUUAUGACUCAUGUUUAAGACUCAAACUCCUGACUCUUAUGACUCAUGUUUAAGACUCAUACUGCUGACUCAUGUUUAAGACUCAUACUGCUGACUCAUGUUUAAAACUCAAACUCCUGAAUCAUGUUUAAGACUCAAACUGCUGAAUCAUGUUUAAGACUCAAACUGCUGACUCAUGUUUAAGACUCAAACUCCUGACUCUUAUGACUCAUGUUUAAGACUCAAACUCCUGACUCAUGUUUAAGUUAAGACUCAAUCUCCUGACUCAUGUUUAAGACUCAAACUCCUGGACUCAUGUUUAAGACUCAGACUGCUGACUCAUGUUUAAGACUCAAACUCCUGGACUCAUGUUUAAGACUCAUACUGCUGACUCAUGUUUAAGACUCAAACUCCUGACUCUUAUGACUCAUGUUUAAGACUCAAACUCCUGACUCAUGUUUAAGUUAAGACUCAAUCUCCUGACUCAUGUUUAAGACUCAAACUCCUGGACUCAUGUUUAAGACUCAGACUGCUGACUCAUGUUUAAGACUCAAACUCCUGGACUCAUGUUUAAGACUCAGACUGCUGACUCAUGUUUAAGACUCAAACUCCUGACUCAUGUUUAAGACUCAAACUCCUGGACUCAUGUUUAAGACUCAGACUGCUGACUCAUGUUUAAGACUCAAACUCCUGACUCUUAUGACUCAUGUUUAAGAUUCAAACUCCUGACUCAUGUUUAAGUUAAGACUCAAACUCCUGACUCAUGUUUAAGACUCAAACUCCUGACUCAUGUUUAAGACUCAAACUCCUGACUCAUGUUUAAGACUCAUACUGCUGACUCAUGUUUAAGACUCCAACUCCUGAAUCAUGUUUAAAACUCAAACUCCUGACUCAUGUUUAAGACUCAAACUCCUGACUCAUGUUUAAGACUCAUACUGCUGACUCAUGUUUAAGACUCCAACUCCUGAAUCAUGUUUAAAACUCAAACUCCUGACUCAUGUUUAAGACUCAAACUCCUGACUCAUGUUUAAGACUCAUACUGCUGACUCAUGUUUAAGACUCCAACUCCUGAAUCAUGUUUAAAACUCAAACUGCUGACUCAUGUUUAAGACUCAAACUCCUGACUCAUGUUUAGGACUCAAACUCCUGACUCAUGUUUAAAACUCAAACUCCUGACUCAUGUUUAAGACUCAAACUCCUGACUCAUGUUUAAGACUCAUACUGCUGACUCAUGUUUAAGACUCCAACUCCUGAAUCAUGUUUAAAACUCAAACUCCUGACUCAUGUUUAAGACUCCAACUCCUGACUCAUGUUUAAGACUCAAACUCCUGACUCAUGUUUAAGACUCAAACUGCUGACUCAUGUUUAAGACUCAAACUCCUGACUCUUAUGACUCAUGUUUAAGACUCAAACUCCUGACUCAUGUUUAAGUUAAGACUCAAACUCCUGACUCAUGUUUAAGACUCAAACUCCUGACUCAUGUUUAAGACUCAAACUCCUGACUCAUGUUUAAGACUCAUACUGCUGACUCAUGUUUAAGACUCAAACUCCUGACUCAUGUUUAAGACUCAAACUCCUGACUCAUGUUUAAGACUCAAACUCCUGACUCAUGUUUAAGACUCAAACUCCUGACUCAUGUUUAAGACUCAUACUGCUGACUCAUGUUUAAGACUCAAACUCCUGACUCAUGUUUAAGACUCAAACUGCUGACUCAUGUUUAAGACUCAAACUCCUGACUCUUAUGACUCAUAUUUAAGACUCAAACUCCUGACUCAUGUUUAAGACUCAAACUCCUGACUCAUGUUUAAGACUCAAACUCCUGAAUCAUGUUUAAAACUCAAACUCCUGACUCAUGUUUAAGACUCAAACUCCUGACUCAUGUUUAAGACUCAAACUGCUGACUCAUGUUUAAGACUCAAACUCCUGACUCUUAUGACUCAUGUUUAAGACUCAAACUCCUGACUCAUGUUUAAGACUCAAACUCCUGACUCAUGUUUAAGACUCAAACUCCUGACUCAUGUUUAAGACUCAAACUCCUGACUCAUGUUUAAGACUCAUACUGCUGACUCAUGUUUAAGACUCAAACUCCUGACUCAUGUUUAAGACUCAAACUCCUGACUCUUAUGACUCAUAUUUAAGACUCAAACUCCUGACUCAUGUUUAAGACUCAAACUCCUGACUCAUGUUUAAGACUCAAACUCCUGACUCAUGUUUAAGACUCAAACUCCUGACUCAUGUUUAAGACUCAUACUGCUGACUCAUGUUUAAGACUCAAACUCCUGACUCAUGUUUAAGACUCAUACUGCUGACUCAUGUUUAAGACUCAAACUGCUGACUCAUGUUUAAGACUCAAACUCCUGACUCAUGUUUAAGACUCAUACUGCUGACUCAUGUUUAAGACUCAUACUGCUGACUCAUGUUUAAGACUCAAACUGCUGACUCAUGUUUAAGACUCAAACUGCUGACUCAUGUUUAAGACUCAAACUGCUGACUCAUGUUUAAGACUCAUACUGCUGACUCAUGUUUAAGACUCAAACUCCUGACUCAUGUUUAAGACUCAAACUCCUGACUCAUGUUUAAGACUCAUACUGCUGACUCAUGUUUAAGACUCAUACUGCUGACUCAUGUUUAAGACUCAAACUCCUGACUCAUGUUUAAGACUCAAACUGCUGACUCAUGUUUAAGACUCAAACUCCUGACUCAUGUUUAAGACUCAUACUGCUGACUCAUGUUUAAGACUCAAACUCCUGACUCAUGUUUAAGACUCAAACUCCUGACUCAUGUUUAAGACUCAAACUCCUGACUCAUGUUUAAGACUCAAACUCCUGACUCAUGUUUAAGACUCAAACUCCUGACUCAUGUUUAAGACUCAUACUGCUGACUCAUGUUUAAGACUCAAACUCCUGACUCAUGUUUAAGACUCAAACUCCUGACUCAUGUUUAAGACUCAAACUCCUGACUCAUGUUUAAGACUCAUACUGCUGACUCAUGUUUAAGACUCAUACUGCUGACUCAUGUUUAAGACUCAAACUCCUGACUCAUGUUUAAGACUCAUACUGCUGACUCAUGUUUAAGACUCAUACUGCUGACUCAUGUUUAAGACUCAAACUGCUGACUCAUGUUUAAGACUCAUACUGCUGACUCAUGUUUAAGACUCAAACUCCUGACUCAUGUUUAAGACUCAAACUCCUGACUCAUGUUUAAGACUCAUACUGCUGACUCAUGUUUAAGACUCAUACUGCUGACUCAUGUUUAAGACUCAUACUGCUGACUCAUGUUGUCCUCAUGCAGCUUCAGUGGUUGUGGGCUCUCAGAUGUUUGCUCUGUCAACGUUUCAGCAGAUUAAUAAAGUUUUAAAUAUUAUAAAUAA